AAAGAGUAUGGACAGUCGCCUCCUCUCAAGAAUGGUGCGAGGUGCCAUGGCCACCUGUUCAAUGUGGAACACUUGCCACUUGAGGAAUUAGAUGCUAUGGUUAUUCUUAGGCUGCAAAACCAGAUGGCAAAGGUUAUUCUGACAGAGAUGAAAUACUGCUCGGGGAUGGAGGCUAUGGCAAUGUUCCUUGUUUCUGCACUUGCAGUUACAGUUUGUGAAGACUUCAUUCUCUAGUAAUAAAGACUGAUAUAUGUGAAUUCUUAAUACCUUGAGCCAACAAACAUCUAUCAGGAAUGAAAGAUUUCUUAUAUAAAGGUGGACUGAAAACUAAUUACCAUAAUGUCAUUGUCUAUCAUUUAGGGAGUGAGAAGAGGGGAAAUAGAUGCUCCCAUGCAGACUUCAAGAUUCCUUUUUCUUAUCUGUUCUUAAAACAAUGCAACAUAUCCUUUCCUAUCUUCUCCCAAACCAGAGUCUAAAUAACUUCAUGGUGUCCUUUUAUAUGGGACAAAGAGAAGUAUGUCCUUUUUCAGGUCACUAUUCUAUAAUAUCACACAUAUACAUUCAGUGGCCUGAGGGCUUGGCCAUGAGUUAGAUGUAACAGAGACCUGCUGGCUGGCAGGAAAAAGUCUUGCUGCAGAAUGAAAUCCAGCACUGAGGUCAAGUCCACACACAGUAAUUGUUAUUUUGAAACACUAAUACUGGUCCCUUGGCCUAAAACACCAUUACGAGCAGUGCGCACACUUCAAACAAUGCAUGGAGUGGCUUCGUCUGAUCCCGUCGCUCCAGUAGAGCAAAUUGGGGCUGGUGCUUUUCAGCAAAUGCAAAGACUUAGACAGCAGGGAAGGGAAGAAGCCAUGAACAGAAGCCCACUCUGAGGGCUGCUAGCCACACAAACCAGCCUGCUCUACCGUGAGCAAAUAAAUCUUCUUGGCACAUUGGCUAAUUUCACUAAUUAGAAGGUCUACUCUGUGCAAUCAAUGUAAUUAUAACGGUAAAUGCCAUUCUUAAGCGGGGGCGAGGGAUUGCCUACUUACUAAGAAAAACGUAGUUUUCAAAUGAAGGCAGAAGCUAGGGAUUCUGAAGACAGUUGAGUGGGGUCUCUCGACAUCAGAGGCACAAGAGGUGGUCAGCAGGGAGAAGGGUCUAGAAAGAGGGAGAAGCAGUAAAGAAGGUGGAAGUCUAAUAAGCAGAGCCAGCUGCUUUGGGGAUUCCUCGGGUGUCCAGUUUGUGUCGAAAUGACACUUGAAAAGGCUGAAUUCACAACCCUUCCUACUCUCCUUUUACUGUGGAUCGAAUCCUUCCCUUAUUUCUGGAACUAGUAGGUGGGCGCUCCCUCGUCAUUCCACUCCAUGCUUUCCUUACAGCCGGGAGAGUUCAGGGGUGUUUGAAGAGUAGCCCAAGAACAAACUCAAUUGGCAAGGAAACUCAUUCCCAUCUCCCAAACCAUGUGUGCGACAACUUACAGAUUCAAUCCAUCUGCAAAUGGAAGAUGUUUGGCAUGUUUUCAGCAAAGCAGUUCAGGUCACACUCACAGGCCACUGAUGAAACAGAGCACCGUGCACUGAAACCCUCACACACUGACCUCACAUGUGAGGCCAAGUUCCCAUUCUGAACCUGGAGAUCUUGACAGGGAAGUCCUCAGGCAAGAGCCCCGGUAGGAGCUAGCUCACGUUUUCUGUUGCUUUCUCCAUGACAGCUAGCACAGUGCUGGUCAUUGGAUGGGUAAUGAGCUCCGACUGCGAUGUUUGGGGGAAACAUGUAACAAGCGGGAAAUGCCCUGAAGCCUGACACUGAAAUUCUAAGCAGGACGUGCAGUCCUUUUAGCUACCUCACUUGGCGCUCCGCCAAAACUCAGGAAAUGAGGAGAUGAUAGCAGCAAAAUGGGCAGUGUGUUGAUAGAAAACCAAUCUGAUACCUUCCUGGCGUGGGAGCCUGCUUCGGAAAUGUUGUGACCAGAAGCCAAUCAGGAUACAAAGCCCGGGGCUCAGCUGCUGUGCAGGCAGGAGACCAUUUAGCUCAAAUUCAGGGAAACUGGCACUGAGCACCUGCACACAGGGCUUCCCUCCCCAGAGUGGCACAGCCACCUGAGACUCUAAGCAGGUGCUAGGCAUGCUAUCUCCCACACAAUCUUAUGGAGGCAACCCUUUUAUAUUCAGACUCGUGCUGACUCUCUGCCUUCUCAUCUCCAAGACAUCGUCCUUCCCUUCCUUCCGAAAUAUUUUUAAUAGCAAGUAAGGCAACAUUUGACUGGGAGGUUGGACCUCCUUGGGAUAACCAAGAUAUUUCCCAAAGCCCAAAUUGUUUAUUUUUGUUUGUUUUCUCUCAACUGAUACCCAAGUCGUACAGGUUUCUAUGUGUCUGUCUCUGAGUUCUUCUUUUGGCAAGUUCUCAUAUUGACAGCACAGUCUAUGGAAUUAGGACUAUGUGAUGGGUUAGGGUUACAGUUAGGGCUUGGUUAUACAUUGAAUUGCAGUAGGUAUACCAGAUAGCUCAUUCCUCUGUCUUAGUUCUACAAUCAUAUCCAUGUCAGCAUGUGGCAUGACGGAGUGACAGUGUUGGUGACCCUUCUGAUUACAGGUGUGCCAGGGGCGACGGCUGCACUGGGGACCUCUCCUGCAGAUACAGCCCAUCCUACAGUCACCCACUCCCUUGCACUCAACAGCUCUGCUGCCUCACCUGCACACACCUCCAACAUCAGCACCACAGAUUUCUCCUCAGGUGCCACCCUUACAGCCACUGAAUCAUCCAUUCAGAACCUUUCAAGCACUGUCACUGCAAGCAGCACAAUAGCUACUACGAGACCCAAACCUUGUGAUGAAAAAUUUGUGGACAUUACUGUUCAUUACGAAUAUAACAGUAGUAAUAAGACUUUUGAGGCAAAGCCAGAAUAUGGCAAUCCCCCCAAAGACCUAUGUGGAACUGUGGAUUGUAAAGAGCUUAAAUAUCUACAAGAAUGCUCAAAGAAAAAUUUCAGUGUAUCUGAUAGCUCAUGUACUCCAGCUAAAAUUAUAGAACUAGAUGUACCACCAGGAACUGAGAAAUUUACCCUGCAUGACUGCACAGAACAAAUAUAUGCUAAUACUACAAUUUGCUUGGAGUGGAAAACAAAGCCCUCUGCCUGUAACAACACAAAAAUUACAUACAAAUUUCAGUGUAAUGAUACUGCAGAUUCACAAGGAAAUUCUCCAAUAAUUUUGUUACCCGGACUUAAACCCCAAACAUAUUACACAUGUGCUGCAGAAGUCCUAUAUAACAGUGUGACACUUCUCCAGGAAAACAAAACUGUGGAGACCGAUUUGGGGAUUCCAGAGAAACCCAGUAUAGUUUCGUGUGCGAAUGUAUCUGAGAACAAAACAUUAGUUACCUGGAAUCGCCCCUCAAUUUUACCCCAUGGAUUUUAUUUGUGUUCCAAUAAGACCAGUUCAGAAAAAUGUGAAAAACUGGAAGGGACUGAGAGCCAUGCUGAAGUGAUCCAGCUGAAACCUUAUACAUACUAUAGAGUGUCGCUCCACGCCUAUGUCAACGGCAGGGUGCAACGCAAUGGGAGUGCUGAGCAAUGCUUCUUCCAGACAAAAGCAGCUCGGCCAAGCAAGGUCAAUAAAGUGAAAGCCAUCCGGAUGUCAGAUAAUGCUAUACGCGUCACAUGUGAACCUCCCCAUGAAAUUAAUGGCCCCAGGAAAUUUUACAUUUUGGAAGUCAAAAGUAAAGGUUCUUUAGCUAAGACUUUCAACGAAACCACAUGCAGAUUUGACGUAAAGGAUCUCUACUAUUCAACUGACUAUACAUUUCGGGUCUCCUUUUUCAAUGGAGAGUAUCAGGGAGAAGCAAUUGUUGACACUGAAUCAACAUCUUAUAAUUCUAAAGCACUGAUUACAUUCCUGAUAUUUCUGAUUGUUGUGACAGCAAUAGCCCUGCUUGUUGUUCUGUAUAAAAUCUAUGAUCUGCGUAGGAAAAGAUCCAGCAAUUUAGAUGAACAACAAGAACUUGUUACAAGGGAUGAGGAAAAGCAACUGAUGGAUGUGGAGCCAAUUCAUGCUGAUGUUUUGUUGGAAACGUAUAAAAGAAAGAUUGCUGAUGAGGGAAGACUGUUUCUGGCUGAAUUUCAGAGCAUUCCACGGGUAUUCAGCAAGUUUUCUAUCAAAGAUGCCCGGAAACCCCACAACCAGAAUAAGAACCGUUAUGUUGACAUCCUUCCCUAUGAUUACAACCGUGUUGAACUCUCUGAAAUAAAUGGAGAUGCAGGGUCCACCUACAUAAAUGCCAGCUACAUUGACGGCUUCAAAGAACCAAGAAAAUACAUUGCUGCACAAGGACCCCGGGAUGAAACGGUGGAUGACUUCUGGAGGAUGAUCUGGGAACAAAAAGCCACAGUUAUUGUCAUGGUCACACGAUGUGAAGAAGGAAACAGGAACAAGUGUGCAGAGUACUGGCCAUGCAUGGAGGAAGGCACCCGGGCUUUCAGAGAUGUCGUGGUGAAGAUCAUCGAGCACAAAAUAUGUCCUGAUUACAUCAUUCAGAAGCUGAACAUCACACAUAAAAAAGAAAAAGCCACUGGAAGAGACGUGACACACAUUCAGUUUACCAGCUGGCCAGAUCACGGGGUUCCUGAAGACCCCCACCUGCUCCUCAAACUUCGACGGAGGGUUAAUGCUUUCAGCAAUUUCUUCAGCGGCCCCAUCGUGGUGCACUGCAGUGCUGGUGUUGGGCGCACAGGAACCUACAUUGGAAUUGAUGCCAUGCUAGAAGGCUUGGAAGCAGAGGGCAAAGUGGAUGUUUACGGCUAUGUCGUCAAGCUAAGGCGACAGAGAUGCCUCAUGGUACAAGUGGAGGCACAGUACAUCUUGAUCCAUCAGGCCUUGGUGGAAUACAAUCAGUUUGGAGAAACAGAAGUGAACUUGUCUGAGUUACAUUCCUGUCUACAGAACAUGAAGAAGAAAGAUCCACCCAGUGACCCCUCUCCUCUGGAGGCUGAAUUCCAGAGACUUCCUUCAUACAGAAGCUGGAGGACACAGCACAUUGGAAAUCAAGACGAAAAUAAAAAGAAAAACAGGAAUUCUAAUGUUGUUCCAUAUGACUUUAACAGAGUACCAUUGAAGCACGAGCUGGAGAUGAGCAAAGAGAGCGAGCCUGAGUCUGAGGAGUCUUCUGAUGAUGACAGUGACUCAGAGGAAACCAGCAAGUACAUCAAUGCAUCCUUUGUAAUGAGUUACUGGAAACCAGAGCUGAUGAUCGCCACUCAGGGGCCACUGAAAGAGACUGUUGGUGACUUCUGGCAGAUGGUAUUCCAAAGGAAGGUCAAGGUCAUUGUGAUGUUGACAGAGUUAACAAAUGGAGGCCAGGAAGUCUGUGCUCAGUACUGGGGAGAAGGAAAGCAGACAUAUGGAGACAUGGAAGUGGUGAUCAAAGACACCAGCAAAUCCUCAGGCUACACUCUCCGCAUGUUCGAACUGAGACAUUCUAAGAGGAAGGAGCCCAGAACGGUGUACCAGUACCAGUGCACCACAUGGAGUGGGGAAGAGCUUCCUUCAGAACCUAAAGAACUGGUGUCUAUGAUUCAGAACCUCAAGCAGAAGCUUCCCAAGAGUUGCCCUGAAGGGAUGAAGUAUCACAAGCACGCACCAAUCCUAGUCCACUGCAGAGAUGGAUCCCAGCAGACGGGGUUGUUUUGUGCUUUGUUCAAUCUCUUGGAAAGUGCAGAAACAGAAGAAGUGGUUGAUGUUUUCCAAGUGGUAAAAUCUCUUCGCAAAGCGCGGCCAGGGAUGGUGGGCACCUAUGACCAAUACCGGUUUCUCUAUGAUGUCAUCGCCAGCACCUAUCCUGCCCAGAAUGGACAAGUGAAGAAAACCAGCAGCCAAGACAAAAUUGAAUUUCAUAAUGAAGUGGGUGAAGUCAAGCAGGAUGCUAACUGUGUCCAUCCUGGUGGUGCUCUGAAUAAAACCCAGGAAGACAGCAGAGCUGUGGGAGCUUCUGAGCCCGCCAACAGUACUGAGGAGCCGGAACAUUCUGCCAACGGUCCUGCGAGCCCAACUCUAACUUCGUAGGAAAGGGCUCAAAUUGGACAACUCAAUCUCAAAUUAGUUGUUUCCAUUUUUCUAGAAUGAGUGAAAGAAAGUAGCUGAGCAGUGGUUCGUGGAAUCUGUGUCCAACCUUGCCACUGUAGAAAAAUAUUUAAGCUUUGUCAAAAUGUUUUGUACAGUUUUUAUGCUUAUUUUAAAGAUGUAUCUAUCAUUUAGCAAGAAUGUGUGUAUGUGUGAGUGUGUGUGUGAAUAUGAGUGAGUGUAUCUGUGUGUUUGUGAGUGAGUGUGUAUGGUGUGGGUAUGUGUGAGAGGGUAUGUGUGUGUGCAUGUGUAAGUGUAAGUGACUGUGUGACAGCUACAUGACAUUAGAGAGAGUGUGUGCUUUCAAGCCAUUCUAAACGCUCGUGAGAAACAUUGCCAUUUUCCCUUAAAGAAACUAUACAUUUAUAUCUAGACUAUUAAUUUGCUUGAAGGAUCCAUUUUUUUAAGACACCAAGAGAGUGGGUUGUUGGUACUAUAAGAAUACCAAUGUGUGCAUUUCUGAAAUGACCUCAAGAUGUCCUCCUUGUUCUGUUGAUGCUGUUGUAGUUUAGAAUGCUAUUUCCGGAGAUAUGGAAGAGUCCAUAAGAGUGCUGUGGGUGUGUAUAGCUGCUGCAGGAAAGUUAACUAAAUUAACAUUUGAGAAUUCAUGCUCCACAUACUGUCAUUUCACCACUAUCUGUUAAAGAAUAUUCAAUCAAACAUAAAAAUCUCAAGAAAGCCUAAUAUUGUAUACAUGUAGGAAAUAGAACUUUGCAAAUGGGCUGUUGCCUGCAAAACAAAUGAAAAUUAUUACUUGAUGCUCUUGAUCAUAUGUAUACAGGUUAUGACUGAACCUAAAUAGUUGUCUUGAAACAAAUACAGUGUAUGUUUUAAAACACAUAAAAUAAAAACAGGAGCAUGAAAACUUGUUUGCACUGGUCAUUUACUUAUCAGACCUCAUACAGGUAUCUCAUGGAAUUCAGUAUUCCUGAGAAACAAGAUAGAAUGUGCCUAUUUCCCAUGUUUAAGGCCAUCUUUGACUUUCAUUAAAGCGCACCUAUUUUGAAUUUUGUAAAUGUUUAGUUUACUCUUACCAAGAAAUAAUAUUGAUAACCAUAGUAAAAUUUCAACUAUUACCUUCCUUGUUUAUAUGAAGUUUGUUGCAUGUUCAUCUGUGAAAUAUGUAUGUGCCUAUUAAAAUUUGUUUAAUGCAAUCAAAACACAACUUUCAAAAUACUUUCUCUGGUCCCAAUUCU
Messenger RNA from Alexandromys fortis (reed vole), 7294 nucleotides. RefSeq names its product protein tyrosine phosphatase receptor type C (gene Ptprc). Gene Ontology annotation, molecular function: protein tyrosine phosphatase activity; protein binding. The record is from RefSeq and is a predicted model, not a curated record. Bases 2532 to 6041 code for a protein of 1169 amino acids. Gene Ontology annotation, biological process: synaptic membrane adhesion; negative regulation of protein kinase activity; T cell receptor signaling pathway. The transcript has 29 exons. NCBI's taxonomy places the organism in Eukaryota, Metazoa, Chordata, Mammalia, Rodentia, Cricetidae.